UUUUUUCUCACUACUCUUCAAGUGAACAUUCUUCCCUCUUUGAAAGACAACAACACCAAAUCGACAAAUAAUCUCACGAUGAUGCUUGGCCUCAGAUCAACAUUCUUUGCCUCAUCGGCCCCUGCCUCUAUUUCUGAAGCUGUGCCUGCUACCAAGGCAUCUGCCCCUAUCCCGUCGUCUUCGUCGCCUUCAUCUUCGUCAAAGAGGGCGGAAUCGAAGCCAAAGAAGGCAGACGACAUGUACGGCCGCGACUUUAGCGUCUCGAAUGAAGUCGCCGACAUGCUGGCUGGACGCCUCCGCGCCGGUGGUCUCUCCGUCGGCGGCGAGCCGCUCCGCUCGAGCGGGCGCGGCAAGCUGCAGGCCAAGUCGAGGACACCCUCGCCCAAGCAGCAGUCUCCACCCAAGGGUGACGUCGCCGCCGAGGACGAUGACGAGAAGACACUCUACUCGGAAUCCACCACGAGCAGGAAGGGCCUUCUCGGAAAGUUCUCCAAGGGCUAGGCGAGGCAAAGUCUGAAACUCUUCAUUUUUGAUGGAUGACAACAAUCAUCAGCAUUCAUAUGCGUAGGAGCGACGGUCAGACCGCUCGCCUCAGCCAGCCCUCGGCGCAAAGAUGAGCUUUUCGUUCGCGGAGCUUUCGACUCGACUAUCAGUUCACGACUGCUGCAUUAAAGUUUGCGUGCGCAAAGGAACCCUCACCAUCACAGCAGGUCGUGAACUCCGCUCUGGAUAUAUUCUUGCUUGUAGGCAUCGUCAUGCCUCGUUUGAACGUCCAGCCCCCUUUUUACUAUUCCCCCCACCACUUCGUCUCCUUUCUCGAAAUUUUCCCUUCUGUCCUCCUUCUCCUUGCUCGGGCAAUACUAUCGUCCCCCCUGGCGAGAAGCGCUGAAUGUAUUGACAUUUUCAUUAAGAUGAGAAGGAAGUGAGGACAGAUAAGAACAGAUUCGAGAAAUACAGCCACAUCCACAGAGCAAGGUU
Molecule: messenger RNA, 978 nt
Organism: Acaromyces ingoldii
Lineage: Eukaryota; Fungi; Basidiomycota; Exobasidiomycetes; Exobasidiales; Cryptobasidiaceae
Exons: 1
Coding region: 79-501 (140 amino acids)
Source: RefSeq, a predicted model, not a curated record